Molecule: messenger RNA, 2022 nt
Organism: Prorocentrum cordatum
Lineage: Eukaryota; Dinophyceae; Prorocentrales; Prorocentraceae
Source: the annotation of a GenBank genome assembly
GCGCCGCGGCUGCGGGGGGCGCUGCUCAUCCAAGGUCGAGGGCGCCGCAAGAAGGCUCACAAGGAUGCCAACCAGGGCGGCCCGCAACCGAGCCACCACCAGCAGCCCCGCGGGGCGCGGGCCAGGCAGAAGCGCCCCCCCUGGGAGAUCACGAAGCAGCAGCGUCAGGACAGCGAGCUCGCCGCCUUGCGCAAGCAGGCCGACGAGCUCACCGCAGCCAAGACGAAAGCCAAGCUCGAGGCCCUCAGCGACCUCAAGGCCGAGCUCAAGAAGCUCGCAGGCGGGGAGCAAGCGGCGAGCUGCGUCGACGCCGUCGAAGCCAAGUGCACCGAGCCUCCGAAGCCGAAGAGCAUCACCGCGCUGCAGGGCCAGAGGAACAAGCUCCAGGGCCAGCACCAGAAGGCAGUCUUCAGGGCUCAGGAGCUCGAGGGCCAGAGGGCAAAGCUCGACAAGCAGAUCAGCGACGCCGAGAAGCACGCCACAGAGCUCAAGGCCAAGCUAGAGUCCGCCGACGCCGAGAUCGAGCACCGCCACGCCGCGGGGUGUCUCGGGGACGGGCUCGAGGGUUUGGCCAAGGUGCUCGGGCAGUUCAAGUCCACGGCGGUCGACAGCCAGCACCGGCUGGCGCUUCUGCUGGCAGCAGUGGCGGGGUUGGGCUGCGCGCGCAGAUGGCGCGGCAGCUGGAGGCCAGCCGCCGACAUCACCUUCGUUCAGGAGACAAGGAUUCGCGUAGGAGGCCGCGAGGGGCUUCAGCGGUGGCAUUGGAAGCGCGGCUUCGAUCUCGACCUUGCAGCAGGGCCCAGCACAGGCGAUGGCCCACGGGCCGUCUCAGGAGGAGUAGGCAUCGGUGUUCGGCAACAGCUUGCGGUCACCAUGCUAGCCACCAAGUGCCUCCAACCCCACCGCGUGCUCAGUCGGACGGUCAAACUUGGAGACAGGCUCGCCAUCGACCUCGCGUCCGUUUACCUCCGCGACGGCGAAGGCAUGAGCGAGGCCAACGGAGACAUCCCCUGGGACCUUGCAGCGCGGCUCAGGGUAGCCCAACGGUCCUCGGUCCUCGCGGGGGACUUCAACAUGGGCCCACUCCAGGCGGCGGCGUGGGCCACGUCGGCUGGACGCGACGUGCUACACACCGGUGUUGCGACGUGCAGGGCGGGCGCCCUCGCAGAGCUCGACUUCGCGGUCAUCGCAGACGAGCUCCAGCCUUUCGUCUUCAGCCACGGGCCUGUCCCGGGGGCCCCUAUCGGCCCACGCAGCCCAGUUCUUCUAGAGCUCCGAGGUCUGCAUGCCGACGCUACAGUUCAGCAGCUACACAGGACGGCGCGUCUCCCCUUCGACAAGGCGAUCGGCUGCUUCCCCAGGGCCCCGCUGCCAGACUCGUCACGGGGAGAGGGGGCACCUCCCCCCUGCCCGAAGGCUGCCAUGAAGGAAUGGCUGCGACAUGAUGAGGCCCACCUCCCCCCGCCCUUCGACCUGCACGGCGAGGGGGCCGAGAAGUUCUCGGGCAGGGCCGAGGGCGCGCGCUUCGCCAAUGUCCCGCUGGCAGAUGCUAUCCGCCGCCGCUGGGCGCAGCUCAGCUCGCGAGCCACCCGUGCAUGGGGCGGCCUGGUCAGCUCGCUGCAGCGCACCGACCUGCUGGCGGCGCGUGGGGACGACAGUCACAGCCUACACAGCCAUCGCAGCCGCCUCGGCACGAUCAGCAUUCCCGACUACGACGGCAGCGAGGCCCCUCUCAGCAGAUGCGAGCUGCCCAAGGCCGCCACCUCGAGCGACGCUGGCCUUCGGAGGAGGCCCAUCGAGCACGCGCGGGCGCGGCGGCAGGCCAGCCGGCGCAGCGACGCAGCAGCGGCCUGCAAGCAGUGGCAGGCAGUGGAGCACCGCUUCAAGGAGUGGCUGCCCCUCUGGUGCGACACGCGUCGCAGGGGAGGGCUAGAGGAGGCAGCCAGCUGGAAUGCCCCAGGGCAGCUGCCCAACCUCGAGGCCGACGACCUCAGCUACAUCCGCGACACUUGCUACUCCUAG